Messenger RNA from Etheostoma cragini (Arkansas darter), 1415 nucleotides. RefSeq names its product tubulin folding cofactor E (gene tbce). The record is from RefSeq and is a predicted model, not a curated record. Gene Ontology annotation, molecular function: protein binding. Lineage: Eukaryota; Metazoa; Chordata; Actinopteri; Perciformes; Percidae. Bases 134 to 1189 code for a protein of 351 amino acids. The transcript is spliced from 13 exons.
AGUGCAACUUCGAAAUGUGUCCUUUCCGGUGACGCAGAAACGUCCAAUGUGUUGUGUUGUUGCGUCGAUAGCUUAGCAUAGGAGCUAAAAACACCUUAAAAGCUACGUUUGAAAAACGCCAACGGUGGCCUCGAUGGGACCGGACCAGACGGAACCGGGUCUACCGGCGGACCCGGUGGGCAGGCGGGUGUCCUGCGACGGGGAGCGGGCCACGGUGCUGUAUGUGGGCCCGGUGCCGCCGACGGCAGGUGAGAAAGAACCGGGGUUUUCUGUCUCUGGUCAGAUCCUGGAGUGCGCCCCCAUGUGGCCACAGCUGGAGGAUCUGUGUGUAGAAGACAACAACAUCACAGAGUUGCAGAGGCCGGACGGAGUCCUGCAGUCUCUGAAGAGUCUCAAUGUGUCCUGUAAUCCUCUAGAUCAGCGCAGUGUGCUCAGCCUAGCGGCUCUGCCCAGAAAGGAGAUACUGGGGGGCAUUAACUACAACUUCUUCUUCUGGCUGGGUCUUUCCUCCGUAGGAUCUCAAACCUCCUUGUUCCCAGCACUGAAGAAUCUCAACCUGGAUAACAACAACAUCUCGGAGUGGCGUGUGGUGGACGAGCUGGCGAAGCUCCCCAGUCUGGCCCAGUUUUCGUGUAGCGGGAACCCGCUGGUGAGCAGUGAUGGAAACCCCAAGACAGCCAUGCAGAUGCUGAUCGCCAAACUGGGACAAGUGGUCCUCCUCAACCGCAAUAUACUGCGGCCUGAGGACCGGAGGGGGGCGGAGCUCGACUACAUCAAGAUGUUCGGCGAGGAGUGGCUGAAGGCUGGGGGGGCGAGCCAGCUCAGUACCCAGUUCUCCAGCCAGCACCCCCGUUACCAGAGACUCAUCAGCAAGUACGGCGCUCCAGAGGAAGGCGAGCUGAAGAAACAGGAACCCUUCGCCCUGAAAAACCAGCUGUUGAGGAUUAACUUUGUGUUUCCUGACGACGCCGACCGGAAGCCGAUUGAGAAGAAACUUCCAGCGUCCAUGGUGGUUCAGAAGGUGAAGGGACUCCUGUACCGACUGCUGAAGGUUCCUGCAGCCGACCUGAAGCUCACCUACACCUGCAACCAGAAGGUGGGGACGGAGUUUGAGAUCGACAGCGACCUGAAGACUCUACAGUUUUACUCCAUAGAGGACGGAGACCAAGUGUUGGUGCGCUGGUCCUGACCCGGGACCAGGUGGUGGAGAUCGGGACGCUCGGUCCACAGCAGAGACAGAACAGAGACCCAGCAGAGACACAGCAGAGACACAACAGAGACACAACAGAGACACAGCAGAGACCGAUCUUAACUUGUGUGUUUGACCGAGACACAGACUCACACUGGAUUGUGCGUGUCAGAAACUAAACUGCACCACGUUCCUUCAGGACUCAGAGUCCUCUUUGAGUCCCUGA